Orbilia oligospora ATCC 24927 is the source of this 1287-nucleotide messenger RNA. RefSeq lists its product as uncharacterized. Gene Ontology annotation, biological process: formation of cytoplasmic translation initiation complex; translational initiation; formation of translation preinitiation complex. Lineage: Eukaryota; Fungi; Ascomycota; Orbiliomycetes; Orbiliales; Orbiliaceae. Gene Ontology annotation, molecular function: translation initiation factor activity; GDP-dissociation inhibitor activity; eukaryotic initiation factor eIF2 binding. The record is from RefSeq and is a predicted model, not a curated record. Gene Ontology annotation, cellular component: cytosol. The transcript is spliced from 3 exons. Bases 1 to 1287 code for a protein of 428 amino acids.
AUGGCUACUGUGAAUAUCAGACGGGAUGUCACCGACCCCUUUUACCGUUACAAAAUGGAGAAGCUCCAAUCUAAGAUUGAGGGUAAAGGUAACGGUAUCAAGAGCGUCAUUGUCAACCUCCCGAGCGUUGCCAACUCCUUGGCUCGCCCUCCUAUCUAUGUCGUCAAGUACUUCGGGUUCGAACUCGGUGCUCAGACCAACACCGGUGACCAUGACCGCUGGAUAAUAAACGGCGCUCACGAGGCCACUAAGCUUCAGGAAUUGCUUGAUGGUUUCAUCACCAAGUUCGUCCUCUGCAAGGAAUGCCAAAAUCCCGAAACCGAUCUUUCCAUCAGCAAGGAUCAGAACAUCAUUCGGAACUGCAAGGCCUGUGGUCAACGCACUAAGGUCGAUCCACGCCUCAAGCUUUCCGGUUAUAUCCUGAAGAACCCACCACAGAAGGACAAGAAGGAGAAGAAGGAUAAGAAAGAGAAGAAGAAGGCUAAGGCCAAUGGCGAGGAAAACAAGGAGGGUAGUAACUCCGAGGAAGAAGCCGGCAAGAACGGGAAUGGUCAUGUCGUCCCAACCUCCAACCUCGAUCAGUAUAACGCCGAAGCUGGGUCUGAUGACGAGUUUACGCGUGUCAUCAACGACGCUGCCAAGGAUAUCAGCGCUGGCGAUGGUGCCGAUGCCUUCACCAUUGAUACUUCCGAGAAGGCCAUGAAGGAACGUCAGAAGAAUGAGCUCACCAGUGCCGUCGAGAAAUUGACGAUGGGUGGGAACGACGAAGACGAGGAAGAAGAUGGUGGGAAUGGCCCUUAUGACCAAUUCGCCGCUUGGUUCGAUGAACAAGCCAAGGAGCUUGGUGGCGUCGCCAAAGUCGACGAUAUCGAGAUCUACAAGAAGCUUUCGGAGCUUGGUCUUGACCGCAAGCAUAAGACACUCCAAGUUCUCGCGCAGACCCUCUUCGACGAAAAUGUCGCCAAGCAGAUUGGACCAAGGGCCGGGUUACUCAAGAAGCUCGUCGCUAGCGACCGUCAUGAGAAAGCCUUCAUGGGUGGAAUUGAACGUUUGGUUGGAAAGCAAUACCCCAAGUUGAUUUCUACUAUGCCAAACAUCCUCCUCCCAAUCUAUGACAAAGAGAUUAUUAGCGAGGAUGCUAUCCUCAAGUGGGGCAGCAAGGCCAACAAGCGAUAUGUUGACACUGCCACCAGCAAGAAGGUUAAGGCCGCCUCAGAGCCUUUCUUGACCUGGCUCCAAGAAGCAGACGAGGAUGAUAGUGAUGAGGAAGAGGAAGACGACGAGUAA